GUCAGCAUCAUGCAGAUCUUCGUGAAGAUGUUAACUGGCAAGACCAUUGCCGUGGACACCGAACCGGAAGCAACGGUGGAAAGUGUAAAGAAGCAGAUCGAUGAGCGUGAGGAAAUUCCCCCGAAUCAGCAGCGCAUGAUCUUCGCCGGUAAACAGCUUGAGGACGGCCGUCAGCUUCAGGAAUACAGCAUCAUCAAGGGCUCGACCAUUCAUCUCGUUCUGCGACUGAAGGGAGGCAUGCAGGUUUUCGUAAAGAUGUUGACUGGCAAGACCAUCGCCAUUGACACGGAACCAGAGGCAACGGUCGAAAGUGUUAAGAAGCAGGUUGAUGAGCGGGAGGAAAUCCCCCCAAACCAACAGAGAAUGAUUUUUGCCGGCAAACAGCUGGAGGAUGGUCGCCAGCUUCAGGAGUACAGUAUUAUCAAGGGUUCCACUAUCCAUUUGGUACUGCGUCUCAAGGGUGGCAUGCAGGUCUUUGUCAAGAUGUUGACUGGCAAAACUAUUGCGAUUGACACGGAGCCGGAAGCGACGGUCGAAAGUGUAAAAAAACAGGUCGACGAACGCGAAGAAAUUCCUCCGAAUCAACAGCGCAUGAUCUUUGCUGGCAAACAGCUAGAAGACGGUCGUCAGCUGCAGGAAUACAGUAUCAUCAAGGGUUCAACGAUUCAUUUGGUCCUUCGGCUCAAGGGAGGCAUGCAGAUCUUCGUGAAGAUGUUGACAGGAAAAACGAUCGCAGUGGACACCGAACCAGAGGCAACGGUCGAAAGUGUGAAGAAACAGAUCGAUGAGCGUGAGGAAAUCCCCCCGAAUCAGCAGCGCAUGAUCUUCGCCGGCAAACAACUAGAAGAUGGUCGUGAAUUGCAGGAAUACAGUAUCAUUAAAGGAUCCACCAUACAUCUUGUGUUGCGGCUGAAAGGAGGUCAGGAAUAG
Molecule: messenger RNA, 930 nt
Organism: Anopheles coustani
Lineage: Eukaryota; Metazoa; Arthropoda; Insecta; Diptera; Culicidae
Product: polyubiquitin-B
Exons: 1
Coding region: 10-930 (306 amino acids)
Biological process (GO): modification-dependent protein catabolic process; protein ubiquitination
Cellular component (GO): nucleus; cytoplasm
Molecular function (GO): protein tag activity; ubiquitin protein ligase binding
Source: RefSeq, a predicted model, not a curated record